This is a messenger RNA of Acanthochromis polyacanthus (spiny chromis), 3908 nucleotides long. It is a transcript of the gene dbpb, whose product is annotated as D site albumin promoter binding protein b. The record is from RefSeq and is a predicted model, not a curated record. The coding region runs from base 450 to 1541 and encodes 363 amino acids. Gene Ontology annotation, biological process: regulation of transcription by RNA polymerase II. Lineage: Eukaryota; Metazoa; Chordata; Actinopteri; Pomacentridae. Gene Ontology annotation, molecular function: RNA polymerase II cis-regulatory region sequence-specific DNA binding; DNA-binding transcription factor activity, RNA polymerase II-specific. The transcript is spliced from 5 exons. Gene Ontology annotation, cellular component: nucleus.
GAGAGAGAGAGAGACACACCGUGGACGUGGAGCGGCACCGAACGCAGCCCGUGCGCCCGUGACCGGAUCCAUCGGACGCAGAAAGUACAGACAGAAAGAGGAAGCCCCCCCCACACCCACCCCGCGGUCGCUCCUCCCCCCGACACCGAGCACACAAACACAACUCGUCACCCACGGACACGGACGCUGCUGCCGCUCCUGCGUGUUUUUCCUGGUGUGUUUUUUUCUGUUUUGGGAACUCUCUGUGGGAUUUAGUGGAUUUUGGUUCCGUGGGUUCUGUUCGGUUCCUCUACGAUGGAAUACUUCCACGAGCACGUCUCUGCGUGGAAAUAAGCAGCUGUGCACGACUCUCAGAUCCAGAACCGACCCGUCGGUAGCCGCUCCAGUCCGCUCCGCUCGCCUCUUCCCGCUCCUCCGGUGCUCCAGGUGUCUCCGCCACCUCCUCCAGGAUGUCCCGGCAGCUCUCCCAGCUCCCGAACCCCGACCUUCCAGCCGGGGCCAGCCCGCAGUUCGGAGGCUGCACCCAGCCCGCGGGCUCCCUCACCGGGGGCCACCUGAGCUCCAUGGCGGGGCUGAAGUCGCUGCUGCAGCACCCGAUGAAGGGCGACCAGCGGCUCAAGAGCCCCGGAGAGGGCAAAGAUAAAGACCGUCUGGACCUGGACGAGGACUCCCUGUGCUCCAUGAGGACCAGUGGAGGUACCGGCUGCUCUGGCACCAACGGUUCCGGAGGCUUCAACCAGUUCCUGGGCCCCCUGCUGUGGGACCGGACCCUGCCUGCGGACGGAGGCCUGUUCCAGCUCCAGUACAUGGACCUGGAGGAGUUCCUGACAGAGAACGGGAUGGGCAGCAUGCACAGCAACAACAGCUCCAGCUCGGCCCAGAUCCCGUCCCAGAGCUCCCAGUCUGCGGUGCCCAACCAGAGCUCCCAGUGCCUGCCGCCCUCCUCGCCACCCUGCUCCACGUCCUCCUCGCCGCCGUCCUCCUCUUCCUCCUCCUCGCCGUCGCUCAUCGGCCUGGAGGUGGCGCCGCCGCAGGGUCUCCCUGGAGGAGGCGACUGUUUUCACGGAAGCCAGACAAGUAUGAAUGACUCCUGCGAGUCUCCCUCCUCCUCGUCUUCGUCCUCCUGCCCGCCGUUGCUCACGCCCACCGGCAGCGGUCCCGACGUCAUGGGGAUGUUCGACAUGGACUCGUCGGACGUGGGGAUGUCCGAGGCCUCACCGCCUCCCAGCUUCGACCCGCGGAGACAUUCGUUCAGCGAGGAGGAGCUGAAGCCUCAGCCGAUGAUCAAGAAGGCCCGGAAGAUCCUGGUGCCCGACAACAUGAAGGAUGAGAAGUACUGGACCCGGAGAUAUAAGAACAACGAAGCCGCCAAGCGCUCCCGGGACGCCCGGCGCCUCAAGGAGAACCAGAUCACGGUCCGGGCCGCCUACCUGGAGCGGGAGAACGCCGCCCUGCGACAGGAAGUGGCCGAGAUGAGGAAGGAACUGGGCCGCUGCCGCAACAUCCUUAGCAAAUACGAGAACCGCUUGGCCGACCAGUGAUGGCGGCGAGGCGGCCGAUCGGGACGAGGAGGAACAUAAGCUGGAUUAAAUCUGAGACUCUGAAUCUGACAAUGGACACGACGAUGAUGAUGAUGAUGAUGAUGAGGAAGAUGAUGAUGAAUGUAAAAGACGAGGAGGCGGUUUCGAAGCUCAGGUGUCUUGUUUUGUCGAGCUCUUAAAAGCGACGGGCGGAGAGGAGAGAAUAAUUUAACAGAUGUGACUUUUAAGAGUUUUGUUAUUGGAGAAUUGUAUAUUUUUAUAAUACUUCAGAAAAAUUAGAGGGAGAGCAAAUUUGGAGAAUAAUUUUGUAUAUUUUCUACAGAUGGGGCGAAGCUACGGUAAAUAUGUUUUUAUUUUAGACGAGCGAGGCGACGUGGGGAAAACCAUCGGUGGGGAUUCUGUGAUUCUUCUAGUCGGAGCGGCGGGAUCGAUGUAACAAUUGUAAUAUAGAGAGGAAUUAUCUUAAAGUCGUAUAGUUCAACAUUUUGUGGAUUUUACUCGAGCACUUAUAUUUUUUCUUCCUGUUCUGUUCCUGUCACUCGAGGAGACGCCUCAGCACUCGUCUUGUGUUGUUUUUUUUAUUUUCAAACCUCUCCUGAUCCGAGUGUUUUUCUGGUGUUUUACAGAAAUCUCUGUGCAAAGACUUUCUGUUCCUGCAGCUUCCCGGUUUUAAGAAAAUGCACAUCGUUACUUUACUGUACUUUUUAAACAAACACACUUUGAUUGAGGCGGCCGGACGCUCAGUCGGUCGGUCAGUGUUCCAGGAAAUGAGUGGAAUUGUAUUAAUUUCUCAGAUUUAUGGGAGAAAUAAAAGCCAAAUUUUUUCCAAAUGCAGGAGGUCCUCGGUUUAUGACGUCCUCAACCUACGGCAUUUCGUCAUUACAUCGGAACCAGUUUAGUGGAUGAAUACGUCGUUAUGCGACGCUAUAAGACGGUUUUUUUCCAUUCUGUAGUUGGAUUGUGCUACAUUCACUAACUUUCUGCCCUUCAUUGUGGCUCCCAAGCGUAAAUCAGACUCUCCUGAAUCCUGAGUUCCGACUUUAUGACAUCCUCGACUUCCGGCGUUUCGUUAUGUCAGAACUGAUUACAGGCGGGUCCUCGGUUUACGACAUACGGCGUUUUAAUCAUUAUGUCGGAACUGGUGAUGGACGGGUCCUCGGUUUACGAUGUCCUUGACACGCAGCGUUUCAUUGGAAGUGAUUGUGGACGGGUCCUUGGUUUUCAGUCUACGGCGAUUUGUCGUUGCGUUGGAACUGGUGGGUCCUCGGCUUGUAACCUACGGUGGGGCGUAAACCGACAGACGGGUCCUCGGUUUACGACCUACUAUUUUUCAUCAUUACGUCCGAACUGGCGAGCGAGUCCUUGGUCUACAACAUCCUCGACCGACGGUGUUUUGACUUUUCUUCAGAACUGGUGACAAACGGGUCCUCGCUUUACAGCAUCCUCAACCAACGGCGGUUCGGUGUUACAUUGGAACUGAUUGCAUGGAUCUUGUUGAUGAGUGGAGCAGAGCGGAUGAAUACGUCGUCAUGUGGUGCUAUCAGAUGGCUUUGUUUCCGUUCUCCGGUUGUAUUCCACCUUGGAUUGUGCUACAUUCGCUAACUUUUUGCCCUUCAUUUGGCUCUCAGUCGUAAACCAGACUCUUCUGAUGGAGUUCUGACUUACGGCGUAAAUUGACUUGCGUCGGGCCGUAGGAACGUAACUCGAGGACCUCCUGUGUCGAUGUCCACAGCUUGUUCGUACUUCUUCCAGUGCUGCUCCUCCCUCGCUGUUCUCUACUGUACGCCAUGGUACACGAUGUUUUGUUCCUGGGGAGAGACGAGGACUUAGUGCUAGACUUUAAUCCCCUUUAAUGACCAUGAUGAGUAGUUACCAUUAUUAUUGUUCUGAUUAUGAUGAUUAUCCCUCUUUAUCGUUGUUCUUCUAUAUUACUGAAUGUUUUCCUUUCUUUGGACAAUCUGUUGCACCUUGAAAACAUCUUCAGUGUUCCUCGGAAAGACUCCUUCAAACGGAGAGACACCCUCUGUGACACUACGCCACCCUCCCACCGUGGAUCUCACAGUAGAAACGUGGCUCAGUGUGACAUCAUACUUCACCUGCUCUGUUUCCCCGGCUGUGGACGGACUAUGCACACUACUGAUACGAUCCCCGUCGGUUUGUUUCAGCCUCCGUCACCCCGUUCAGUGGUUGUUUGCUCUCCUGACCGGAUCUAGAUACCUUCACAGAUGUGGUUGGUGAAUCUUCUCUAGUGACUCUAUCUGCUGCAUCAGUAGUGUCCAUGGCGCCCAGCCCGCCAGUCAGCGCUGGCUCUUUGGAUGUAGUUGAAAAUUUCCCAAAAAACACCAAUAAAAAGAUUGUUCUCAUGCA